GGGAUUGGGACACCUGUAUCACUUCGACGUAGCCAGAUAUUGUUUGGGGAAACACAUGAACGUUGAACCAGGAUCCCGUCGGUAUUUUACCAUACUAACAGGACAGCCGUAAAGAUGAUAACCGCACAAUUCCUGCUCGUUUUUUUUUCAGUAGGAUUCGCUGUUGCAGUCGUUCCUACCGACAUUUCAGGCCUUACGUAUGAUUGCUUGCCCGACGGAAUUAUCCAUAUCCACGGAGUUCCUAAAGGAUAUACAAUAACAAGCCUCCUUGGGGGAUCUAGCUGUCACGUGACACAGAUAGACACACAUGACUAUGCCUUGGGUCGUUCCUGCACGCAAUGGACUUAUCAUAGCUACCCGGACUACACAUAUAUGUACCAGGCGGACGUACAACUCAGUCAUUCUUCUUCUCACGUCGUCGGAGGCAGCGGGUUCAGUCCAUUCCGCCUGAUAUGUGACAAAGUACACUCCGGGGGACAGGUGUUCAAAGUCCGCGACAUCAUAACUGUCCGAGAUAGGUCAAUAUAUUCGAGUGCUCUACCGACAUUAGCGUAUGCCAGGAAAUUGGAAAACAAUAGAAGAUACUAUAACUCGCCGCAAAUGUCUUUCUCGCGAUCACAAUAUUCAACUCAAAAUAUUUAUAGUGACAUUUACUCGGGAAACCUCAUUUAUCUUCAUAUUCGUAGCGGUGACUCACACUAUGCGGUACGACCAGAAAACUGUACUGCGAAAGAUAAAAACUCGUAUUAUGGUUACCAUGGAGAGUCAGUUGAACUAUGGGAUGUAACACAAGACAGAUGUGUGUUGGAACCAUAUCUCAUGAACAAAUUCAGCAGCAUGGACGCGGACCAAACUGUGGUCACUGCUCCUGUGUAUGCGUUUCACUUCGGAAACUAUCCCAGCAGCUAUUACUCUCAAGGUGUCUUUUUUGAGUGUUCUGUACGUGUGUGUAGUCGAGGAUCAUUCAGCUGCACUUUGGAUGUCUGUGACGACGUCAGGCGGGAAGGGAGAAGUGCUGAAGAAGAAGACGGGGAUGACUAUGAUCGUCACCUGAUCUCGGCAACACUUACAAUACGACAGAGUGGCUCAGUCAGAGAGCGGUUCUCUCUCACCACAACCCUACUAGGAGGUCUUGCUGUGAUCUUUUGCCGGAAACGUAUAUCCAUGUGAUGCAUUGAAAGGUCUGUCCAAUACGUGAACUAUAAACUCAUUCCCAUACAGGAACGACCACUUGUGUGAGGAAAUUGGUCAACUAAUGCAUUCUGCGACGUUAUAUUAGAGCGCAACAAAGACAAAAUGUAAUAAAUAAAAUAUAUGGCAAUA
This is a messenger RNA of Pecten maximus, 1323 nucleotides long. RefSeq lists its product as uncharacterized. The transcript is spliced from 9 exons. The record is from RefSeq and is a predicted model, not a curated record. NCBI's taxonomy places the organism in Eukaryota, Metazoa, Mollusca, Bivalvia, Pectinida, Pectinidae. Bases 115 to 1170 code for a protein of 351 amino acids.